AUGGGUUCCCUGUUGAAAAUGAUUCCGCUGAUCUGGAAAUUUCCCAAGAGUAACAUUUUCGAGUGUAUGGUUUUGCAUUAUUUUUUUCUAAAGUUCAAUGGUUACGCUUGCUUUACCAUCGUGGGAGAGAUGGAAACGGGGGAAAUUCGAACCAGCAUCUUCGACCGGUUUGUGUUUCUGUUUCAUACGACGCUGGCAUGCGGCUUGCUGAUGGCUAGCCUGAUGUUCGUCUCGCCGGCUUCCAACAUGUCCCCGCUGAUGAUCGUCGGUGGUAAGCUGAUUUGGUUCACCUGCUACAUUGCGACCUUGUUCGGAAUAGUGUGGAACUUCCUGCAUCGGAGCAAAGUUUGGUCGCUUUACACGAGCGUUUAUAACGUGGAUAAGUUGUUACUAUCACUUGGUGCGAAAAUGUAUUACACUGAGACCUACAUUGUUAUAAUUGUGUUCUCCGCGAUUGCAAUGGGCUUCUUGAGUAUACUUGAUUACGUGCAGUUUAGGGAUGGGAAAGCCAGCAUAGUAGACUUCCUAACUAUGAGCUACUCAAAUCUCAGUCUCACGAUGCUCUUAACAAUAUUUUGCAUCGCAGGAUGCCUGAUUUUGUUUCGUCUUUGGACACUCAAUAGAUUGCUGGAAGACAACCUCAUUCAAACGGGAAAUCCAAAAAUACUCCCAGUUUUGGAAAAGGACUCCGUUCGGACGAUUCAAAAGUACAUGCAGAUCUACGAUCAAUUGUGUGAUCUGACGGAUACCGUUAAUUUUUGCUACAGUGGACAGGUCAUGAUCGCCGUGGCUGGAUCAUUUGUGUUUCUGCUGUUCUUCCUGUUCGGAGUUGUGCUUUUUGUUAAGCGUAACGAUCCCAUUUUAGACUUUCCUGCUACGACAGUUAUGUGGAGCUUGUUUUACUUUGUCAACGUCAUUUUGGUGGUACUUAUGGGUAGCUUUCUAAGUCGGACGGGUAAAAUCACCGGCAAUUUAAUCGACCAAGCCAUUAUUUCGUCAAAGAAUGCAGAAGGAACAGAGAUGCUGCAUCUAUUUUUGAUGCAACUCGGUCAUAGAUCACCAGAAUUAACAUGCGGAUUGUUUCCGUUCGAUUGGACACUCGUUUACUCGAUGGUAGCCUCUUCAACAACCUAUUUGCUCAUAUUGAUUCAGUUCGAAAAUUCGCGCUGA
Molecule: messenger RNA, 1170 nt
Organism: Wyeomyia smithii (pitcher-plant mosquito)
Lineage: Eukaryota; Metazoa; Arthropoda; Insecta; Diptera; Culicidae
Product: putative gustatory receptor 28a
Exons: 7
Coding region: 1-1170 (389 amino acids)
Biological process (GO): sensory perception of taste
Cellular component (GO): axon; dendrite; membrane
Source: RefSeq, a predicted model, not a curated record